Messenger RNA from Pseudophryne corroboree (corroboree frog), 3232 nucleotides. It is a transcript of the gene BIN2, whose product is annotated as bridging integrator 2. Gene Ontology annotation, biological process: podosome assembly; phagocytosis, engulfment; plasma membrane tubulation. The transcript has 11 exons. The record is from RefSeq and is a predicted model, not a curated record. Lineage: Eukaryota; Metazoa; Chordata; Amphibia; Anura; Myobatrachidae. Gene Ontology annotation, cellular component: plasma membrane; phagocytic cup; podosome. Gene Ontology annotation, molecular function: protein binding; phospholipid binding. The coding region runs from base 68 to 2038 and encodes 656 amino acids.
GACACUUCUCUUUAACUGCAAAGUCCCCUCGCAGACAUUAGGAAACCACAUCUGUUACCAAACAACUAUGGCAGAAGCCAAGCAAGGAGGUGCAGGGGUCUUUGCCAAAAAUGUCCAGAAGAGAAUCUCUCGUGCACAGGAAAAGGUUCUACAAAAACUAGGAAGAACCAUAGAAACCAAAGAUGAGAUGUUUGAACAGUGUUCUUAUAAUUUUAAUAAGCAACAGAAUGAAGGUAAUAAAUUAUACAAAGAUUUAAAGUCUGCUUUCAGUGCUGUAAAAGCAAUGCACGAAAGCUCUAAGAGAUUAGCAGAAACACUCCAUGCCAUUUACAGAGCUGACUGGGACGGAUAUAAUGAGCUCAAAGCGAUUGUAGAGAACAAUGACCUUCUGUGGAGUGAUUAUGAGCAGAAGUUAUCUGACCAAGCUGUGCACAUCAUGGAGAAUUACAUGUCACAGUUUCCUGAAAUGAAGGAGAAAAUUGCAAAACGAGGAAGAAAAUUGGUGGAUUACGACAGUGCCAGGCACCACCUGGAGGCUCUACAGAACGCCAAGAAAAAAGAUGAGGCAAAAAUCACUAAGGCAGAAGAGGAUUUUAAUAAAGUACAGAUGAUCUUCGAAGAUUUGAAUAAGGAACUGCGGGAUGAGUUGCCAGUUCUAUACAGCAGCCGAGUCGGAUGCUAUGUGACUAUUUUCCAGAACAUUUCAAAUCUAAGGGAUGUUUUCUACAAGGAGAUGAGUAAGCUUAACCAUGAUCUAUAUGAAGUCAUGAGUAAACUAGAGAAGCAGCAUUCCAACAAAGUUUUUGUCAUUAAAGGAGUUAAAAGUAAAAGAAAUUCUCUGGUGAUCUCAUCUCCCAUAAGUUCUACCAAUUCGUUUUUCAUGGCUUCAGUAGACCCUGGGACAAACACUACAACUACUGGAAAAGAGUCCAUAGAUCAGAAGUGUGAGGAGAGUUCCCUAUCCUCCACUGCCAGUGAGCCACACGAUCCCUCCAUAGAUGGCCUUUCUUGUACAUUAUCUGAGGAGGUAGUGCAUGAUGUAUCACCAGUUCAUCCGGAUGAUGUUUGUGGGAAACAAUUGGAGGAAUCUGAAAGUGAGAAUUCAGAGGGAUUUGUACAGAUCAACACAACUGAAUGUAAAGAGGAGAUGUACUCUGAGGAAAAUACAACAACUGAAUUAGAAAAAAGAAAUGCUGCUUGUGAGGAUUUCACAGACACUGAAGAAGUGUCGCAGCAUAGUACUGGAAUUACUGAAGACAAGGAGUCAGAUAAAAUGAUACUGGAAAAUGCAGAUAUAAUAACAACACAAAGCCAAAGUGGAACUGAAGACAGUACAUUGGGAGAUUCAGGUCGCUGCAUUGAAACGGUUGCAGAUGAACAUGCACCUGCAGGUCCAGGUGAUACAAUACAGCUGGACGCUGGAGACACAACAGCCAAAGACACCGGAAAAAGUAUACAGCAUCAUUCAAAUGAUGUAAACCAAGUGAGCUCAGUGCAUGCACCGCAGGAUAAUUUACAAAAUACAACACAAGUUUAUGCAAAAUAUCCAUCAGAGGCUGAAAUGGUGCACCAGGAUAUGGGAGGCAUGCAGGACAUGGUAGAAUCCAGUGAUAGAACCCCAGACAAGUCAGGAGAUGCAACUACAGAGGAUUCAAAGAACAAUUCACAAGAGUCUUUCAGUGACAAUUGCCAGGAAGACACAGAGGACAUAACACAAAAUGAUUCAGAUGAUAGAACACAGGCUAAUUCCAGAUCAGGAACGCAAAAGGGCACAGGGGACAAAGAGGAGCAUAAAUCUCAGGAUAACAGAAUGCAACGCUCCAACACUGCAGUUUCAUCAGAAUCUAAAGGUAUACCUGAAGACAAUGACUCUGUCGGCCAUACGGCUACUUGCACCACACCACAAGCACCUGAAGAAAUGAAUCCACAACCAAAUGUUGGUACUGACGUACUGAUUGGGAGGCAGCAGAAUGAUUCAGGUUGUGAAAACCAAGUGAUCGUACCAAUGUCUACACAGACACAGGAUUCAAAACUGUAGCUAAUGUGGACAUAAAUUACUCCACAUAAGCCAAGGAACAAUGGCCAUCAUUCCGAGUUGUUCGCUCGCUAGCAGAUUUUAGCAGCAUUGCACACGCUAGGCCGCCGCCCUCUGGGAGUGUAUCUUAGCAUAGCAGAAUAGCGAACGAAAGAGUAGCAGAAUUGCGAAUAAAUAAUUCUUAGCAGUUUCUGAGUAGCUCGAGACUUACUCCUGCACUGCGAUCAGCUCAGCCCGUUUCGUUCCUGGUUUGAUGUCACAAACACGUCCUGCGUUUGGCCAGCCACUCCCCCGUUUCUCCAGAUACUCCCGCGUUUUAUCCUGGCACGCCUGCGUUUUUCCGCACACUCCCAGAAAACUGUCAGUUUCCGCCCAGAAACACCCACUUCCUGUCAAUCACACUCCAAUCACUUCAAUGAAAAUUCUUCGAUCGGACGUGAGUAAAUCUACUAAGUUUUGUGCUAAAAUACUUAGCGCAUGCGCGCUGCAUACCAUGCGCAUAUUUACCUUAAUCACUCCGUUGCAAAAAUCGGCAACGAGCGGACAACUCGGAAUGACCCCCAAUAUGUCACUGUACAUGUUUACAACACAAUUAAUAUCUCCUUUUCAGAAGGAUAGCAUCAUUCUACAUAUUUACCUUCUUUAUUAACAUCCACUGACUGCAAAUAGUGUUGUUUGAAAAUCUAUAACUUCUUUAUGUUAAUGCUGAAGAUUGACCCACUUGUAUUGAGGCUCUGAUAUUUCAGAGUGUCUAAACCAUGUGUCUUACUCAAUUACUUUUGCUUAUUGUAUUCCGGGAGACAGGGCCGGAUUAAGCCUUUGGGGGGCCUGGGGUACUUAAGAUAGGGGGGGGCCUCUUGUCAGGACCAUCCCCCUGGUUAUGUCUGAUGUGUGUGUGCCUCCUCACCCUGCAACAGCAAUUCCCUGUACCCACAUCCAGAGCCAGAUUUAGACCAUCAGUUUGGGUCCUCCCUUCCCCAACUGCAUGCAGUUUCUCUCUCUCUCUCACACACACACACACACACACACACACACACACACACACACACACUGCCCCCAUAGCAAUACACACAUACUGCCCCCAUAGUGUCACACAUGCCGGGUUGGUGACGUCGGCGGUCACACGGCGUGGGCGGUGCUGGGAGAUCACAUGAUCUGCUUUUUUUGGGGACUAGCCCCAUAAAGAAUUCCUUUUUG